Molecule: messenger RNA, 624 nt
Organism: Miscanthus lutarioriparius
Lineage: Eukaryota; Viridiplantae; Streptophyta; Magnoliopsida; Poales; Poaceae
Source: the annotation of a GenBank genome assembly
AUGACACAAGCCCCCACUCCCCUCUGCCGCGGUCGAUUGCGGGGAGGUUCUCCGGACUCCCGUGCGUUCUUGCUCAACUCUGACGCGCGCGGUCGAAUAUGUAAACUAUAUGUUGGUCCUGAAGUUGAUUUCUGGAGCUAUGGCGUUAUUCUUUAUGCUCUUCUUUCUAGCACUCUCCCAUCUGAUGAGAAUACUCCAAGCCUUUUUAACAAAAUAAAGGGUGAUGAUAGCAUCGUCGAAGGUGGGGGAAAUUCAGAGGAGCAGGAAUUCCAGACGACACUAUCUUACCUGGUUGAGCUGGAGCCCAAGCUCUGGGUUCCAGUGAGACUACUGGAAGGAAGGAUAUGUGGUGAGAUCAAGAACAACCUUGUUUGCAUCAGAGAACAAGCACAGAGGAUCCAGAGAUUACAGCAUGAGGCGCUGCUGAAGAUGGUCGGCAGUUACUCUACUGUUGCCUUGAGCCCCAGCAGACGAGAUGCUCUAACUGAAUCACCGCUAAGAAUUGUGCUCUUUGCCCUGCGCAAGAUGUGCGACCACGCCAUCUGCAGGAACUUCCUCCGAUCUUCAGAGCUGCUCCCAGUAAUCGUUCACCUUCGGCAGUCACCUGAUCCAACGAUCUCUUGA